This is a messenger RNA of Nelumbo nucifera (sacred lotus), 1727 nucleotides long. Its product is annotated as ent-kaurenoic acid oxidase 2-like. The record is from RefSeq and is a predicted model, not a curated record. Gene Ontology annotation, cellular component: endoplasmic reticulum. Gene Ontology annotation, molecular function: iron ion binding; ent-kaurenoic acid monooxygenase activity; heme binding. Gene Ontology annotation, biological process: brassinosteroid homeostasis; multicellular organism development; sterol metabolic process. Lineage: Eukaryota; Viridiplantae; Streptophyta; Magnoliopsida; Proteales; Nelumbonaceae.
UCUAUUAUAUAUAGUUGCGUGCUGGAAACCUAGACCGACAGAGAGUUCAAACUCAAAAGCCUCGGCCAGAAGUGCAAAACAGAGAGUGUUAUAAUGGAACUGGGAUCGUUGUGGGUGGCCUUCGUGUCCGUCUUGGCCGGGUUUUUUGCUUUCUAUGGAUUGCUCCGGAGAGCAAAUGGUUGGUUGUAUGAGCGUAAACUGGGUGAAAAGCGAUUCUCCCUCCCUCCGGGCGACCUGGGUUGGCCUUUGAUUGGGAAUACGUGGUCUUUCCUCAGAGCUUUCAAGUACGACGAUCCUGAUUCUUUCAUCUCCAGCUUUGUUAACAGAUAUGGUCGAACUGGAGUAUACAAGGCCUUCAUGUUUGGAAGCCCAAGUAUUAUGCUUACACUACCCGAACCAUGCAGGCAAGCUCUAAUGGAUGAUGAAGCAUUUAUACCUGGUUGGCCUAAAUCCACUUAUAAACUGAUUGGAAGGAAAUCAUUUCUUGGCACUGUUGAUGAUGAACACAAGCGUCUGAGACGUCUUACAGCUGCUCCAGUCAAUGGUCAUGAAGCGUUAAGUGUGUAUAUCGAGUUCAUUGAGGACUGUGUUAAAUCCACCUUAGACAAAUGGGUUGGUAUGGGGCAAAUUGAGUUCUUAACUGAGAUCAGGAGGCUUACUUUCAGGAUAAUUGUGCACAUUUUUCUUAGCACUGAGAGUGAACAGAUGAUGGAAGGUCUGGAGAAGGAAUACACAGCUCUGAAUUAUGGAGUUAGAGCAAUGGCCAUUAAUCUCCCAGGAUUUGCUUACCAUAAAGCACUCAAGGCUCGAAAGAAACUGGUAGCAAUUCUUCAAUCUGCUGUGAAUGCUAGAAGGCAGAGGAGGGCGAACUGUCCACCCCCGACGAAGAAAGAUAUGAUGGAUGCUCUGUUGGAUGUCAAAUAUGAGAAUGGUAAAAUGUUGACUGAUGAGGAGAUUAUUGAUAUCUUAGUCAUGUACUUGAAUGCUGGCCAUGAAUCUUCAGGCCACAUUACAAUGUGGGCAACUGUAUUACUACAGAAUCAUCCAGAAAUCCACCAAAAAGCAAAGGCAGAGCAAGAGGAGAUCAUAAGGAAAAGGCCACCCACACAGAAAGGAUUGACGCUCAAGGAAAUUAGACAAAUGGACUAUCUUUCCAAAGUGAUUGAUGAAACACUUCGCCUCAUUAAUAUAUCAUCGGUAGUUUUCCGAGAAGCAAGAAAGGAUGUUAAUGUCAAUGGYUACACCAUACCAAAGGGAUGGAAAGUUCUGGUUUGGUUCAGGAGUGUUCACAUGGAUUCUGAAAUCUACUCUGAUCCAAAGGAAUUUAAUCCUUCUAGAUGGGAUGGAUUCACACCCAAAGCAGGAACCUACAUUCCCUUCGGAGCAGGAAGCAGGUUGUGUCCUGGAAAUGAUCUUGCCAAGCUAGAGAUCUCUAUUUUCCUCCACCAUUUUCUUCUUAAUUAUAGGCUUGAACGGCUCAAUCCAGACAGCCCAUUGAGGUACUUACCUCAUACAAGGCCCAUUGACAACUGCCUAGCAAGAAUUAGAAAGAUUUCAUCGGCAACUAUGUGAGCAGGGAUUGAACGAAAUACAAAAGCACAUCUUGGACCUCUUGGUGCUCAAUUUUCGCUUUAUAAUAAAGUUGCCUUUUUAAAUAUGGUUGUGACAUGAAGUUAUGGUGAUUUUUUAAUAGAGAAAUAUGACCAUUUGAUAAUUUAAGUAUUUAA